GUAAACCAUAUCAACGCUGUGGUAGUUUUUGCUAGUACUGCAGCAUUAAAUAAUCUCAUUGUAAUGAUAACUGAAUUAUAAAUCGGCUUUGCUGACAAGUAUUUUGCACUCGAUUAAAAAUUUAGACUCCCUGCAUAGUGCCAGUUGCCAGGCAGAGCCCUGCAUGGAAUGCGCAUGCGUACGCUAAAGAUUGUCUACGCUAAUUGGCUAAAGAUUUGUAUUCAGCGGCCAGAGGGGGAUGCGCGUAACCCGGUGGGGCAGUGUCCGAGAAAUAAACCCAGCGUUACACGUGGUUAAAACGAGCAAAAUCACUAGUUAUGUAGAAUAGACGAGCGACAAACAUUUUUUUGCAAUGGAUGGAAGAAGACGGCAUCAGAAGACGUCAUCAUCUUAAAGGGGCCUUUGUCAGCAUCAUACAUAACAUAUAGGAAUCUGGUUUGUGGUAUAACCAUGACCGAAGCUGCAUCUGCAGAUACAAAUAGUAUGGAGCUGGAUGAUGGGAUGACUCCAGAUGAGACCCCAGUGAAUACACUACAGAGGUUAACUGAGGAUGAAGGGACCACCACUCGCAGGAAGAAGAAAAAGAGAAAGAAAGAAAUCAUCUACCGCUCUGAUCUGGAGGUUGAAGAUGCUGGAGAGGGAACCUCAGCAGAUGUGGAUGGGUCCUGUAGUGCUCCAUUUGAAGAAGAAGAGGAACCUGUACCUCCUGACAGCCGUUUCGUGACCCUGACUGGCACUAUUACACGAGGAAAGCGGAAAGGCCAAAUGGUGGACAUCUAUAUGACCCUUACUGACAAAGAGCUGAGAGACAUGGCGCGUUCCAAAGAGCGUCUAGAUGCGGAGUGUGACGGGGUCGCCGAAGCUAAGCAAAAACCCUGCGCGUUAGGGCUUAGCCAGGGUCCCCAUGUUUUCCUCUGGAGUCUUUCCUGCUCUCCUUUCAUCUUUGUUCUGUCCUUCAUCACAUCAUUUUACUACGGAACGCUCACCUGGUACAACGUCUUCCUGGUUUACAACGAAGAACGCACCUUUCUGCACAAGAUCACACUGUGUCCUUUGCUCAUCUUGUUAUAUCCGGUGCUCAUUGUGGUUUUGUGUUUUUGUAUGGGGGUGUAUACGGCAGUAAACCAGCUCUCGUGGGUGUUCGGGGAGUGGUGGCUGGCGGUGAGAGACCUUGAAAAAGGUUUCUGUGGCUGGAUGUGUGGGAAACUGGGGUUGGAGGACUGUGCGCCCUACAAUGUGGUUGAGCUCCUGGAUUCUGACACUCUCUCUGGGACACUUCAGGGAAAGAGGAUGGAGGAUGUUGAGCAGACUUCCUCUCUGUAAAGUGGAUUAAAGCUUUUAACGAAUAACAUUUUAUGAUUUAAAGGAAUGUUCCGGUUUAAACUCUAUCGAUAGCAUCUAUGGCAUGAUGAGGAUUUCCACAAAAAUGUGCUGUAAUGUUGUAGACUUCCACUGUUAGUUUCACAAGCUCACAUUAACAUGUAAUAAGAUAAAGCAUAUUUGGCAUGCUGUCAGAGGGGAGGGCUCCGAGCUCGGAAUUUUAGCUAAGAGGGAGGCAAUGGGGUGGAGGAGGGAUGCUGCAAAGCUGUCACGGGACAGAGGUGAUUAGUUUGCGCUUUCUUUGUGCUGAUUAGUUGGAUCACAUGACCAUGCUCCUCCCGAACUUAGUUAAAUAAACUUCAUUUGUAUUACUGUGGUAAAGGACAGGAUGUCACAGACAUUUAAAUGUAAACGUCAUCAAUCUUCAUUUUGUGCUAGGGUGUGACAGUGGGACCCAAUUUUGCAUGGGUUGUGUGCAUUAUUUUUAUAUCUCAUAUUCAGGAAAAUUAAGUAUUGUAGAAUUAUAUUGCAAACUCUCACAAAAUCAAUACAGUGGGAUAUAUUGAUUACUGGUAAAAGUUUAAUUGUAGCUUUUGACCACUAAAAAGAGAAAUGAGGCAUUGUGUUACCCUCUUUCACUGUGUCAUCAUCCCAGUACAUUGCAUUGUGUUGUAAUUCCUCAGUAAGCGGUAAGGUAUCUGAGGUAUUUAACUUCCGCCCACAGCGAUUCAUGCAUGGAUUGAUAACAGAGUUUCUGCUCUUAAAUUCCUUUUAUCUGGCUUUUAAAAAGUGAUGAAUUACUUUUUACAUGAAUGCCCUUUAGUACAGUUCUCAUUCGCAGCUUUUCUCAUAUUUUUUGUAUGGUCAAAUUUUAAUUUUGUUUAAAUGGUCAGACGGGAGCUUCUUAAUCUCGUAACAUUUUACUCAAAGUAGACUUAUCCAGGAGCAUGGUUAAGGGGAAGGUAGCCCCCCAAUAUUUAUAUAAAUGAAAUGAAUGAAAAUAUGUACAUUUAGCAUUUAAACCCUCCCAGUGUUCAAACCUAAUCUACACCCUUGGACUCUUUAAAAUACAAUGUGUACUUUCUCUUUCAUGCACAGGAGAGUUUUAUUACCGUAUUAUAUUUUACUCAUGGUAUGAGUCCCAAAUCACUGAACUGUUGUGUUAGUAUUGAAACAGUGUUGUGCUUUGUUGUGUGUUUUUUACAGGUAUUCCAAUGGUGCUCACAUGGAUCUUAGCCAUUAAAAACCACAGGCAAUGUAGUAUCACAUUAAAGGGACAAUCCACUUUUUUUGAAAUAUGCUCAUUUUCCAGCUCCUCUAGAGUUAAACAUUUGAUUCUUGCCGUUUUGGAAUUUUGGAAGUUGAUCCUGCCAUUGAAAGUUACCAAGGGGACUAUUUUUGGGCAGUGUGUACUAUCACUACGCAGCUACAUCAUCAGCAAAGUCCUUGAUUAUUACGCCAGUUUGAGAGUAUAGUUCCUAGCCAUAUCUGCCUAGGAAAUCGCAUCUUUUAAUUUUCUGUCGGUCUUAGUACACGAUUUAACUACAGAAGAGUCAAGUUUUAAAUAGGAAAAAUAUCAGAACUCUUUGGUUUUUUUUUAGAGCGAUGCUAAUGGUCUAAUCAGAUUCAAUGGAUUAUGCUAAGCUAUGCUAAAAGUGCUAGCGCCAGACCCGGAGAUCAGCUGAAUGGAUUUCAAAACGGUAAGAAUUAAAUGUUUAUGUCUAGGGGAGCUGGAAAAUGAGCAUAUUUUCAAAAAAAGUGGAGUGUCCCUUUAAGUUGCAAAGUGGUGUACAAGGGCGUCAUCUUAUAUCUUCAUAUCAUUUAAACAGGAAAUUUCUAUAGAUGGAUACUGGAUUUGCAUACUUUUGUGAAUUGGUGUAUUGUUCUCACGGUCCAUCUGAGGAAUUGCAACAUCAGUAACUUGACAGAGUGGUUUCUCUUCUCCACAUACAAGACUUAACUUAUCUGUUAUGUAUACUGUCAUAUAAUGUUGCUGUGACAUUACAAAAAGACCAAAUAUGUUACCAGAGGUUUUUGCAUCUGAGCUGCAUAAUUAAUGUAUUCCUGAAAUAUGUAUUCAUUGGAUAUAUUGUACUAAAUCUGCAUGUGAGCAGGUUUGAUGUAACCCACCUUUUUAAGUGGAAAAAUUGCAAUGAUAAAGAUUCAAUCUUUUACACAUUUAUAUUCAUUUUGUUUCAAUUCCUUUUGUAACUUUUCUAGGAGUUGUGCUACAUUUUUGACACUUAUCAAUGCUACAGCAGAAUAACUUGAAUUGUUUUAUGUUCCUUUGGUCCAGCCUUAAACUUCCACAUAUCAACAACACUUGAAUAAAAUUGUCUUCAAGUAGACUGUUUUUCUGCAUACAUGGUUUGAAAGCACAAACUUUGUUUGUUUUUUAGCGUGACCUUUGUUUUGUUUGCACACUUAAGUUAUUUGCACAGGGUGUGUACUGCGA
Molecule: messenger RNA, 3775 nt
Organism: Paramisgurnus dabryanus
Lineage: Eukaryota; Metazoa; Chordata; Actinopteri; Cypriniformes; Cobitidae
Gene: tmem169a
Product: transmembrane protein 169a
Source: RefSeq, a predicted model, not a curated record